AUGGCCACUAUAAAUCAAAUAAAAAGAGGUGCCGUCAAACCUAAUCAUAAAAGACCAACAGGUGCUCCACAUUUAGACAGGUGUCCAAUUAAAAAAGGAGUUGUGCUAAGAGUUAUGGUUUUAAAACCUAAAAAACCAAAUUCAGCUUUAAGAAAAGCUUGUAGAGUAAGAUUAACAAAUGGUGAAGUUGUUUCAGUUUAUAUCCCUGGUGAAGGUCAUAAUGCUCAAGAACAUAGUGUUGUUUAUGUUAGAGGUGGACGUUGUCAAGAUGUACCAGGUAUCAAAUAUCAUUGUAUACGUGGUGCUAUGGAUUUGAGUGGUGUUGCCAAUAGAACCACUUCAAGAUCAAAAUAUGGUGUGAAAAAACCUGCAAAGGCUGAAUAG
Molecule: messenger RNA, 384 nt
Organism: Hansenula anomala
Lineage: Eukaryota; Fungi; Ascomycota; Saccharomycetes; Phaffomycetales; Wickerhamomycetaceae
Gene: MRPS12
Product: mitochondrial 37S ribosomal protein uS12m
Exons: 1
Coding region: 1-384 (127 amino acids)
Biological process (GO): translation
Cellular component (GO): ribosome; small ribosomal subunit
Molecular function (GO): structural constituent of ribosome
Source: RefSeq, a predicted model, not a curated record